UGUAUAUUGUUGUGGUCGGAUAAUGCUCCACUCUAAACAGAAGUAAGAAAUUUAAAAUAUGCCUACGUAGUCUCGAGCGAAGACCAAGAGCUUUCUGACCCGUUAGAAUAUCAAAGACAUGGUGAAAGGAGAGGGUCUGCAUCUAUCUAACCACGUUUUAUUUAAAGGCAAUCUUUAUCCAUCUUGUCAUAGCACAGUCAUACAAGGAAAAUGGAGGCUGACCAAAUUUCAAAAUGUCAUGAAAGUGAUGAUGGUAAUAAGAACAAAGGCAGUAGUAAUGAUAAUAUUUUUACCAAUAACUGCAAUCUGGAAGAUACAACAGCUCUAGAAGAUGAAACAGAGGUAGAAGAAACUUUAAAUUCUCAAAAUAAAGAUGAUGGUAGUCAGACUGAAGGUGAUAAGGAUGGUAAUACUUCUUCCAAACAUUCAAGUCUAAAAGAUGAUAUGAAUGCAUAUAUACUGCGUGCUUCUGAAAAGGGCAGGUAUGACAUUGUAGAGAAACUUUUAGAAAGAGAUCCCAAAUUGCUCAAUGCUACAGAUGCUGACAAUUAUACCCCUCUACAUCGGUCAGUUUACAGUGGUCAUGUUGAAAUUGUCAAGCUGCUGCUAUCAAAAAAUGCUAAAGUCGAUGCUUCCACAAUUGACGGCUGGCAACCACUGCAUUGUGCAUGUCACUGGAGUCAAAUAGACAUAGCAUUUUUAUUAUUACAGAAUGGAGCAGACAUCAAUGCUCAGACCAAUGGUGGUUUGACUCCACUCCAUCUGGCUGCUGCUACGUCCUGUAAAUCAAUACUUGAAAUGUUACUAAUGAACCGAUACUUGAACUGGAAUCUGAAAAAUGCUGCAAAUGAAAAUCCUUGUCAAGUUUCAAAAUGUUCCAGUAAAAAUUUUUAUUUAUUUGAAAUUACAGAAGACCGAAUAAAUUUAUUGAAAUAAAAGAUAUUUUAAUGUUUUCAUAAA
Molecule: messenger RNA, 960 nt
Organism: Octopus sinensis (East Asian common octopus)
Lineage: Eukaryota; Metazoa; Mollusca; Cephalopoda; Octopoda; Octopodidae
Product: ankyrin repeat domain-containing protein 49
Exons: 6
Coding region: 211-936 (241 amino acids)
Molecular function (GO): protein binding
Source: RefSeq, a predicted model, not a curated record